UUGCGCUACUCUUCUUAGUAACUGUAAGAAGAACAUUAUCAGCUUCGUUACAUCUUGCUUAACCUUGAAAUCACGUCGCGUACACAAACGCGCCGAUCAAAUGACUAUGACUCAAAGCCCCUUCCAAGCUCGUGUUAGGCAGCUGGCUGCUAGGUUUGACUCUAAUCCGUGCAAACCGAUAUUAUCAGACACCGAACUGCUUGAGCUCUGCCACUCCAUCCAAAUUCACGAUAAAAUAGCAGUUGAAACUGCGAGGUCAGAACCCAGGUUAUACCAUCUGGUUGUACUAUGUAACAUGUGCGACUCGAUAACUUUUACACAAAAUCGGAUCUACUUCGAGCGCGGUUCCGCUUAUUUCAGCUGCCCUGCAUCUCGCGGCUUGCCUGGAGAAAAUCAAACAUUGGCUGAAGUCGGAGCAAAAGAUAUUGCAGAGCGUGCAGUAGUUUGUGGAAGCUAG
Messenger RNA from Periconia digitata, 457 nucleotides. NCBI's taxonomy places the organism in Eukaryota, Fungi, Ascomycota, Dothideomycetes, Pleosporales, Periconiaceae. The record is from the annotation of a GenBank genome assembly.